Molecule: messenger RNA, 5090 nt
Organism: Mirounga angustirostris (Northern elephant seal)
Lineage: Eukaryota; Metazoa; Chordata; Mammalia; Carnivora; Phocidae
Gene: SLAIN1
Product: SLAIN motif family member 1
Exons: 6
Coding region: 277-1836 (519 amino acids)
Biological process (GO): cytoplasmic microtubule organization; positive regulation of microtubule polymerization; microtubule nucleation
Cellular component (GO): microtubule plus-end
Source: RefSeq, a predicted model, not a curated record
ACCCGGAGCCGCCGCGGCGCCCAGGGGACUGGAGGGACGCUCUGAGCAUGUGCAGAGCUGUUUGGCGGCGGCUGCCUCGGCCGGGGGCUGGGGCCCGGUGCUGAUGCGAACAGCCGGCUCGGCCUCUGCCCCAGCGUGGUCGGCGCCCCGGGCCCGGGCGGCAGGGAAGGAGCCGUAGCCUCCCCGCGGCCCGAGGAGCAGGCGCGGCGGCGCGCACCCUCUGCCCCCCCACCCCCGCUGCCGCCCCCGGCGGCCGCGGCGCCUUCGGGGCCCACGAUGAUGGCGGAGCAGGUGAAAUGCGCCUCGGCAGGGGGCGGCUCCGGAGCGGGCUCCGGGCCGGUGGUGAACGCGGAGCUGGAGGUGAAGAAGCUGCAGGAGCUAGUGCGCAAGCUGGAGAAGCAGAACGAGCAGCUGCGGAGCCGGGCGGCUAGCGCGGCCGCCGCCCCGCACCUGCUGCUGCUGCCGCCGCCGCCGCCGCCCGCCGCGCCGCCCCCCGCCGGGGCCUGCAGCCCGUUGGGUCCGCGGAGCCCCCCGGCCGCCGCCGCCGCGGGGGGCCUGGGGCUCGGGCUGGCGUUGGGCGCCGGGGGCGGCGGCAGCGGCGGCUCCAGCCCCGCGUUCUCGGGGACCUACUGCCUGCCCAGCCCGGCGCCCUCCCUGCUCUGCAGCCUGGCGCAGCCCCCCGAGGCGCCCUUCGUUUACUUCAAGCCGGCGGCGGGCUUCUUCGGCGCGGGCGGCGGCGGGCUGGAGCCGGGGGGCGCGGGGACGCCGCCGGGGGGAGCCACCGCGCCGCCCUCGCCGCCCCCCACGCUGCUGGACGAGGUGGAGCCGCUGGACCUGGAGAGCGUAGCCGCCUGGCGGGACGAGGACGACUACACCUGGUUAUACGUUGGCUCUUCAAAGACAUUCACAUCAUCAGAGAAAUCCCUGAGCCCUUUGCAGUGGUGUAGACACGUCCUAGAUAACCCGACUCCAGAGAUGGAAGCAGCAAGGCGUUCCCUGUGCUUUAGACUGGAGCAAGUGAGCCGAUGGCGGAGUCUCUUCUCUUCAAAUGUCUCACUGGCUUUUCCUUACAGUCCUGUUGCAAGACUCAGCCCAUAUAGCAAUGGCAUUAAUACUCCCAGCUUCUCUAAAACCUCAAAUAAAGCAAUACUAACACCUGAGAGAACAGGUUACACCUCCAGGGGCUCCCCUCUCAGUCCCCAGUCCUCUAUAGACAGUGAGCUGAGUACUUCGGAAUUGGAAGAUGAUUCUAUCUCCAUGGGAUAUAAGUUACAGGAUCUCACUGACGUUCAGAUCAUGGCUCGUCUCCAAGAAGAAAGUCUCAGGCAAGAUUACGCUUCCACCUCAGCAUCUGUGUCCAGACAUAGCUCCAGUGUGUCACUGAAUUCAGGAAAAAAAGGGACGUGUAGUGAUCAAGAAUAUGAUCGCUUCAGUCUGGAGGACGAGGAAGAAUUUGAUCAUUUGCCACCACCUCAGCCUCGUCUUCCAAGAUGUUCGCCUUUCCAAAGAGGCAUUCCCCACUCACAGACUUUCUCCAGCAUUCGGGAGUGUAGGAGGAGCCCCAGUUCCCAGUAUUUUCCUUCAAGUAAUUACCAGCAGCAACAGUAUUACUCACCUCAAGCCCAAACUCCAGAUCAGCAACCAAAUCGGACCAAUGGAGACAAGCUCCGGAGAAGUAUGCCUAAUCUAGCUCGGAUGCCAAGUACGACUGCUGUCCCUAGCAAUGCUGGCUCACCAGUCACCGUGAGAAAUAGUCAGAGUUUUGACUCGAGCUUGCAUGGAGCCGGAAAUGGGAUUUCAAGAAUACAGUCUUGCAGUAAGUAUGACAAUUUGUAAUUUUUUUUAAGUAAGUUUUAGUUGUAACACAAUUAGAAAAAUCUUACUCCAUUUUUUUUUCUUUUGAGGACGUAGCAGGAAACUUUUCUCAUGACUUUUUUUUUAACUUCACCAGUACAGUUUAGUAUUUUCAUCAGUGCAUAUGUUAAUGAAUUAAUAAUUAGUAAAUUAUAUUUAAUCUUCUCUAUCCAAGGAUAGCAGAAGUACUACAUGAUGAUUAAUGUGUUCACUCAUCAUAUAAACAAAACUUACCUGUGUUUUCCUCGCAGAUCUGCCCCUUUCUAGCUAUAUCUGCUCGAUGCCUUUACUCUGAAGAAUGCAUAUUCAGUCUCGCUGUCACUUUGGUCUUGUUGUUUACCAGUCCAGAGGUUUGUUCUUCCCAAAAGGAAGUUCUGUUUUAGUGUGUAGAGUAGUUAUUUACCUGCCCCCUUUUCAGCUUACCGCACAGUCUGUCGUUCAUUCUCCGUACGUUUUACCCAGCAGUGAGCAAUGCGGUGAGCGUGAAAUCUCAUGUUCAUGUGUUUUUAUUUUGUGUGGGGAUGUGAUGGUUCCAGUUGUCCCCGUCCCAUUCCGACUCAUGCUGUUUAUGUGGGUAGUCCCCUGGGAGGCGGACUGAGGGUCAGAGUCCCAGUAAUGAUGUGGCCCAAACGUAGGAGCCCCGAUGUGUGUUCAGAGUGGGCUGGCCAGCAGUCAUCAAGCAGAUGUCUAAAUCUGCACCCAGAGGGGUUUGAAGCCCUUUUCCCUCGGAUUCCAGUUUGGGGGCUCAAUUGGCAUUUUCCCCACACGUGACGGUUUUUCAUUUCAAAAUGGCAACAUUUACUGAGCACGAGGAACUGUGCUAACUGGUUUAUAUCUAAUUUCUGGCUCAGUUCUGCCAACAACCCUAUGAGGUGAUUUCUGUCCUUGUUCCCAUUUUGCAGAUGAGUAAACAGAUAAAGUAACAAUUUGCACAGGGCCAUGCAGGUAAAGGAAUAGAGCUAGAAAACUGUUCUGAUGACCUCAGAGUUUGUCUUUUAACUACAAACAUAUUCUGACUCUUGUGUGCCAUUCUUUCCCUUUCUGUAUGCAGUUUGUUGCUCUUUACCUUUAUCCUACAGCCCAAACACCACACACCCUUAUGAAAAGGCUCCAUUGAUGACCCUAAUAGACUUCCCCAUAAACCCCUGAAGCAGAUCUGGGAUGGAUUCAAUUUUUGGUGCUUACCUUUUUUUUCCCCCUAGUGUGUCAUAUUUCACAGUCUUUAUAUUUAUCUUCCAUACUAGCUCAUCAGAUCCCUCUGGGCUUGGGCCCUAGCUUAGCUGAUUUUCUGCGCCCCAUACCUGGCACCCUGCCUGUAUUUAAUGAGUUUGAAUGCAUGAGUAAAUGAAUGCCACAGGGCCACAUCUUAGGCCUUGAUCUGUUAAUAUUGGAAUUAACGACUUGUGUAAAGACACAGAAGACAACUUAUGGAAUUUGCUAAUGGUGGGAAAGGGAGAGCUACUAUUUCACAUGAGGCAGCUGGGGAAACCGGCCAGAUCAUGAUGACAUUUGUCGUAAGUACACAGUUCUCUAGUUGAGUGCAAGAGUCAAAAGUAUUCGUGUAGAAUGGGAAAGUAUAGUUUUGACAGUAGCACAUGUGGUCAUGAUGAGGACUUUUUGUUAACUCUGACUCCAUUUGGGUUAAUAGCAUGAUUUGAGUGUCAGAACAAUGUAUGGAACCCAAAAUAGAAUGUCCACAACAGAGAGUGGCCGGUUUUGAGGGAAGUGCUCAAAGGCUAAUGGGGAUAUGUCAGAAGUGCCCAGUAACCAAAUCUGUGACCACUGAAGCCAGGGAAAAAAAUUAAUUCAAAAGGAUUCUAACCAGUAGAGCAAAAUAAAUAAUUACAGUUCCACAUUUAAUAGACAAAAUACAUAAACAGAGAAGGGGAAAUUUUUCUUUAUAGAAUGCCCAUUCAUCAAUGUAAAAAGAAAAUGUUUGAAAGUCAAGCAGUAUAACAAGAUAACGAGAGAAGAAAAACCGUUCAGAGCACUGCUGUGUAAGAGAAGGUCAAUCAUACGCUUCUCUCAAAUCUAAGGAUUCUCUUCUCAUUUACUUUUAUUCGAAAGCAUUCCAAGUGAUUAUUUUCUAUACAAUCUAAGUUUAUAUCCUGCCGAUCCCUAGUUCUGGGCCAUUUCACUUCCUGGGAAACACAAAGGUAAGAUAACAUUGAAAAGGUAGUGUGAUACAGAAGGAAAACCACUGGAUUUGCAGUUAAAAAAAAAAAAUUGAGUUUGGGUCUUAAUCAUAAGUUCUUGGAUAAGUUAUGUAUUCUUUCUGAUUCUUGUUUUCUUAUUUGUACAAUUGGGAUUUUGUCUGUUUAACUCAUCAGUUUUUCCACUUUUAAAAUACUCGAGUAUAGACAUUGUGUAUACUGUGUUUCCUGAGUAACUUGUGUAAUUUCAUUUCGAAUGAUAAUGAUUGGGACAUCAGUGAAUCUGUAGAUAAAUUUUAGGAGAAUGGACUCUUCAUGAUAUUCUUCUAAUUCAUUAACAUGGCACCUCUCUUCAUUUAGAUCUUCUUCGAUGUCUCCCAGCAAAGUGUUUGUAGCUUCUUGUAUGGAAGUUUUCUGCACCACAGUUAAAUUUAUUUCUAAGUAUCUGAUUUUUUAAAAUGUUUUAUAGGUAGUGUUCUUUUAAAUUUUAGUUUCUGCUUUGCUGAUAUUUAGAAAUAGUUGAUUUUUGUAUUUUGAUAUUGCAUCCAGUGACUUUGCUGACUUCAUUUAUACUGAUGGUUAUAGAAUUUGGAAUAUACCUUACAUAAUGAGUGCAUAUGAACACUGAAAUAUAUUCAAGAAUGUUCACAAAACCCCAAACUGGAAAUAACCCAGCCUUUCAUCAUUGGGCAAGCAGAUUGUGACAUUCAUACAACCAAAUACUACAUAGCAGUGCAAACAACAUGGUUGAAUCUCAAACACAUGAUGUUGAGUGAAAGAAGCCCAAGAACGUACUGUAUAAUUACAUUUAUAUGAAGUUCAGAGUAGGAAUAACCAAUUUGUGGUGAUAAAGUGAGAAUAACUGUUACCAUUAUGGGAACAGUGAGUGGGAAGGGGGAUGAGAGCCUUCUGGGGUGCAGGUAAUGCUCUAUAUCUUGGUGUGACUGGUGGUUCCACAGUGUGUUCACUUUGAAAAUUGAGUGCUAGACUUAGGAUUUAUAUACUUUAUAUGUAUUAUGUUUUUCAAAAGAAAUUGAGCCAAAUUCACAUUGAAUUUUUAAAUUUAGAUUUUUUUCUGAGCAG